CGACGCUCUAAGUUUAGUGCAGAAGGCGAUCUCACCUGGCAACCUUUCCAACAUGGCUGCGCCCGUGCAGAUUUUUGCAACAUGUUUGUGCGCUCCAGUUUCAAGUUGUGCCGGUCUUUCUCUGGAAAGCAAGCUCUCAAGAAAACAGAACUUCCGUACAUGAACAGGUGCAAUGAACUGCAAAAGCAUUUGCAGGUGCCGUUGUUUGAUGAAAACGAAGCGCCUUUCGUCCCCAGUAUCACCGAAAUGAAGGCAGCCGAGGACCUCUUCGUCAGCCGGCCCAAACAUUCACUCUCUUUCAUAACGUCAGCUGUACGUCCUGAGCAGUACCCUCAACACGACGUGCCGGAGGUGGCCAUUAUGGGAAUAAGCAACGUGGGGAAGUCCUCGCUGCUUAAAGCCAUCUUUAAAGCGCCUGAAGUUACCGUCAAGGUCUCGAAAACUCCUGGACACACAAAAACAUUGAAUUUCUUUGCGGUUGGCAAGAAGCUGUGCUUGGUCGACAUGCCUGGCUACGGUUUCAGACAGCCAAAGGACUUUGCCCUCUUUUCAUCUCAGUUUCUUUCAGGUCGAAAAAACCUGAAGAGGACAUUUCUUGUAAUGGAUGCUGAACAAGGAUUCCAAGAUUAUGACCAAGAUGCUAUAGAGAUGCUGGAAACACUAAGAUCACCGUAUGCUCUGGUCCUUACCAAAAUUGACAAGGCCAAAAAUUCCGCCAUACUCAAGAACCUUAUGUUUGUAAGAGAGCUGCGGGACCAAUACAUGUCAACGCUUUGCUUCCCUCAGCCAUUCUUGGUCAGUUCAGUCACCCGUGAAGGGAUUGCCUUUCUGCAAGCAUUUAUAGCACACAUGGCUGGACUGCUUAAUGUUGAAGAUGCACGAUACGCAGAACCCCCACUGCGCAGCAGGUGUUCAGCAUAAACUUAUCUACAAUUGGACAUUGAAUAUCUAUGUCAUGAUGACAUUGCUUGAGAGCAUUGAUAUUUUCCUAGGACUAUUUAAAUUGUUGGACUUACAUCUUGAACAUCCUGUGGCCG
Messenger RNA from Dermacentor silvarum, 1037 nucleotides. RefSeq names its product GTP-binding protein 8-like. Gene Ontology annotation, molecular function: GTP binding. The record is from RefSeq and is a predicted model, not a curated record. Lineage: Eukaryota; Metazoa; Arthropoda; Arachnida; Ixodida; Ixodidae. Gene Ontology annotation, cellular component: mitochondrion.